Messenger RNA from Galleria mellonella (greater wax moth), 1392 nucleotides. RefSeq names its product glyceraldehyde-3-phosphate dehydrogenase 2-like. The record is from RefSeq and is a predicted model, not a curated record. The transcript has 2 exons. The coding region runs from base 165 to 1163 and encodes 332 amino acids. Gene Ontology annotation, molecular function: NADP binding; NAD binding; oxidoreductase activity, acting on the aldehyde or oxo group of donors, NAD or NADP as acceptor. Gene Ontology annotation, biological process: glucose metabolic process. NCBI's taxonomy places the organism in Eukaryota, Metazoa, Arthropoda, Insecta, Lepidoptera, Pyralidae.
CGCCCCGCCUUGUCUGUUUGUCCUUCACUGUCCUUCACAAGAUUUCAUAAGAAAGAAAGUCAAACAAAAUUGACAUUUCCAAACCGUACAUCGGAAAGAGAGUACCUGGGUACUUGUCGAAAUAAAAUAGUGAAUUAAUUUAUAUUUGAAUAAUAUCCGGAAACAUGUCGAGAAUCGGUAUCAACGGAUUUGGCCGUAUUGGUCGCUUGGUGCUUCGUGCUGCGAUAGAAAAGGGAGCUCAAGUUGUUGCCAUCAACGACCCCUUCAUUGGUCUGGACUAUAUGGUCUACCUCUUCAAGUAUGAUUCUACACAUGGUCGUUUCAGGGGUACUGUAGAUGCCCAGGAUGGCCAACUGAUUGUUAAUGGAAACAAAAUCACUGUAUUUUCUGAAAGAGACCCAAAGUCUAUCCCUUGGAGCAAGGCCGGUGCUGAGUAUGUAGUAGAGUCCACUGGUGUCUUUACUACCACUGAAAAAGCUUCAGCCCACUUAGAAGGUGGUGCCAAGAAAGUAAUUAUCUCUGCUCCCAGUGCUGAUGCCCCCAUGUUUGUUGUUGGUGUCAACCUUGAUGCUUAUGACCCAUCCGCCAAGGUCAUCUCCAAUGCUUCCUGUACCACUAACUGUCUGGCUCCUCUCGCGAAAGUUAUCCAUGAUAACUUUGAAAUUGUUGAAGGUCUGAUGACCACUGUCCAUGCCACAACUGCUACUCAAAAGACUGUAGAUGGACCCUCUGGCAAACUGUGGCGUGAUGGUCGUGGUGCCCAACAAAACAUUAUUCCUGCCUCCACUGGUGCUGCUAAAGCUGUUGGCAAAGUCAUUCCCGCACUUAAUGGUAAACUAACAGGUAUGGCCUUCCGUGUGCCUGUUGCAAAUGUAUCAGUCGUUGACCUGACUGUCCGUCUUGGCAGACCAGCGUCUUAUGAAGCAAUUAAGCAGAAGGUCAAGGAAGCUGCCUCUGGUCCCCUUAAAGGCAUUCUUGGAUACACUGAGGAGCAAGUGGUGUCUUCUGAUUUCAUUGGUGAUUCCCACUCAUCCAUUUUCGAUGCUGCUGCUGGUAUCUCUCUAAAUGAUAACUUCGUGAAACUCAUCAGUUGGUAUGAUAAUGAGUAUGGCUAUUCCAGCCGAGUCAUUGACCUCAUCAAAUUUAUCCAAACAAAGGAUUAAAUUGCAUUUUAUAUUAUAGAAAUCAAUAUUAUGAUUUUUCGAAUAAUCUACUUUUAUGUUUAAGUAUUAUAUAAUUGUGUAAUCUUAAUUUUUACGCUACUUUGAGACUAGUAUUGUCAUAUUCUCAUGUGUAAUUUAUAAUUGCUUCUAAGAGAGUAUACCUAAUGAAUGAUAAUAUUAAGUGAAGUUUGUUUAGUGUAUGUGUAAAAUAAAUUAAUAAUAUUUAUAA